Messenger RNA from Aspergillus wentii DTO 134E9, 231 nucleotides. RefSeq lists its product as uncharacterized. The record is from RefSeq and is a predicted model, not a curated record. NCBI's taxonomy places the organism in Eukaryota, Fungi, Ascomycota, Eurotiomycetes, Eurotiales, Aspergillaceae. The coding region runs from base 1 to 231 and encodes 76 amino acids. The transcript has 2 exons.
AUGGGUCUCAUCGAAAAGUUGCAAGCAAAAAUCGAGCUCUACCGGCUGGAGCAGCGCUACGCUCGUCGCAAGCAUCGCAGUACAUUCCACGCGGGCGUGCAGUACGUCGAUGGUGAAUACGUUUACACAAAUGGAUCGCAUUCGCCAACAGGAACUGUCUCCAAAAAUUCAACCGGCAGCUACUGGAAGACACCCACCUGGAGUGUAUCAACCGACUCGCGAUGGCGGUGA